CUUCCGGUUGGUGUGGACACGUCACUCUAUCAACUGAGGAAGAGGUCGCCGAUUGAUUAAUUUCGGACAAAUUACACCGUAAAACCAUGUCGAAUUCAGUCAUCUCGGUUAUUUCUCGGUUUCUGGAGGAGUAUACCACCACGACGCCCAACAAGCUGAAGGUGGUGGACGCAUAUUUGUUGUACAUCUUACUGACAGGAGCCCUGCAGUUUCUCUACUGUCUGCUGGUCGGCACCUUCCCCUUCAAUAGCUUUCUGUCCGGCUUCAUCUCAUGCGUGGGGUCAUUUAUUCUUGCAGUGUGCCUGCGUAUCCAGAUCAACCCACAGAACAAAGGAGAGUUCCUGUCGGUCUCUCCUGAAAGGGCCUUUGCUGACUUUCUAUUUGCUCACACUGUCCUCCACCUGGUUGUGAUGAACUUCAUUGGUUAAAAACGACGUGCAUUCACCCUCCAGUGUCCCCUCCUCUCAGAAGAUACAGACAAGAUAGGAUACCAAAAGCCCCUUGAAGCCAUCUGUUUGGGCUACUGACACAGCAAUUCACAUCCCACCACCGACUCAAAAGCAGCGUCUUGUCACACAUGAUGUCAUUAAAUUUUCUUACAGAAAAUGGUUGAUUUUCUUUCAUUUUUCUAUGUUAAAAAUUUGUAAAGCAUUCCCUUUUGCACUGAGACAAAUAAAUACAAAUGGCCAAAAAUGGA
This is a messenger RNA of Sphaeramia orbicularis (orbiculate cardinalfish), 697 nucleotides long. It is a transcript of the gene dad1, whose product is annotated as defender against cell death 1. The transcript has 3 exons. Bases 87 to 428 code for a protein of 113 amino acids. The record is from RefSeq and is a predicted model, not a curated record. NCBI's taxonomy places the organism in Eukaryota, Metazoa, Chordata, Actinopteri, Kurtiformes, Apogonidae. Gene Ontology annotation, cellular component: membrane; oligosaccharyltransferase complex. Gene Ontology annotation, biological process: protein N-linked glycosylation.